UCAUUUUAAAUUUAUUCUAAAACUAGGUCAAAAAUGCGUGAGGUAAACAUUGUAUGCUGUUCGAGUGCUGUACAUAAUGCUAUGUGUAUAAAAUCUGGUUUAUCUGCUGUGUGCACAGGAGGAAAUAGAAGACACCAAGGAUCGACUAGAUCCUGACAUGUGGAGUUUAAUAGAAAUUAUUUGAAAUAGCAGAAGCUGUCCGGAAUGGCAAGUCCAUUGAUUGAUUCGCUGGUAGUGGCUGAUGCUAUUGCUGCGAAUUCUGUCGAGGACACGCGUAUGCUACUUGAGUCACAAUUCGACUUCAACAAACCUAUUCCACAGCCAUAUUCAGUCGAAGGGCAGACCAUUUACCCAAUCAGUCUUGCUUGUGCCAACGGCUGCGUAGAUGUACUAAAAUUUCUGCUAGACAACAAUGUUGACGCAAACAUCCCGGGCAAUGAUGGAAAACUGCCUAUUCACUACACAUGUGAUGCAGAAGGUAGAGCUGACGAGAAAAAGGUGGAAUGUGUUGUAGCAUUAAAUGCUUUGAUACAAGCCAACUGUGACAUAAAUGUCGUAGACAACAUGGGACGAACGCCAUUAUUCUUAGCCUGUGAGGCAGACAAUGUGGAAGCUGUGAAAUUGCUGAUUGACAAUCACUGCGAUGUCAACAAGCAAACAGUGUGCGGGGAUUCAGCUUUAAAAGUGUCAUGUAGAAAUGCCAAGUAUUGGUCUUAUUGGCAUGGAAGGGAUUCUACAUGUAGUUCUACAGGCAGAAAAAAGAACCCAUAUAACUUUCCACCCAUUCAGAUAACAAUGAUGUUGCUCGAGGCAAAUGCAAAUACUGAAGCUACUUUAUUACCGACGGCUGUUCAGCUUGGUAAUUCUAAAAUUGUGGAGGAACUUCUAGACCUUGGAAUGGACAUAAACAUGUUGGAUGAUAAUAUGUGCACGCCUAUUGGUAUUGCCUGUUCUUCUACGCAUGUCAGCCCAAAUCUUGUAAAGCUAUUACUCGAUAGAGGUGCUGAUGUUAACAAGGGUGGUGGCUGGAAAAAGCAAAAGCCCCUGAUAUUCGCAUAUGUUCAUAACUCUGUUGAGAAAAUCAAACUCCUUAUUUCGUACGGGGCAAAACUUUCUUCUGGAGAGAUGACAGAGAUGGUUUCAUUAACGCUUUCAAAGUCGAUCCUAGAGAAUCCUGAAGUUAUCGGGCCAAACAGCAAAGAACUACUUUCUUGGAGGUUGUUAAUGGCCCAGGGCUUCACGCCAGUCGUUAAUGGUACCGAUCUAAGUAACAAGUUUAGUCAGCUUAGCAUUUGUAGCAGUCACGAUAAGAUAUCACCAUGGUUAAAAAACCUUCUGUAUCCUGUUCGAUCUUUGAAGGAACUGUGUAGGAUCAGUAUUCGUAACAGCACACAGAUCCCUGUGGAUUUGAACCUAGAUUACCUCCCGUUGCCAGAGAGUGUCAAAGACUUUUUGAAGGUCAAUGAAAUUGGCCUUACUGAUUGAUAUAUAUAUAUUGAUAUAUAUAUAUUUAAUAUGAGAAACAAACCCGCCUUUGGAAUAUACAUGGAAAUGAUUUUGCUAUGUAUAUCAGUCUGUGUGAAAUGGUUUAUAAAGCACACCUAAUCUAAUAAUGAAAUUAAUAGGCCUGAAGGAAAACUAAAGACCCGAUACAGUAUUGUAUUUUACUAAGCAAAAAAGUUCAAGGACAUCUGUAUUUCAUGCAAACUGAUGUUAUUUUAUUUCCACAGGUCGUUUGUUUUCCAUUUUGUAUAUAUAUUGUUUUUGACAUUGGACUUGUGCAUUUAAAAUGCAUUGAAAGAAGUAGUAUUUGCGGACAAGUCAAAUUGAAAAACAGCAUUGCAAUUGUUUAUGUUUAAUUUUUAUAUCUUGUAUGAUUGUUGUAACUUUUAUACUUUUAAAGUGUAUAACUGCUGUGAAACCAAAAUAGCAUAAUCCAUGCUCAUUAACUGUCCUGAGAAAGAAAACAACAUAUUUCUGAGGUAUUUUUUGAAAAUAUGUUUAAACAUUGAUACCUUUAAAAUCGAUAAAAAAUAUUCCAAUAUAACAGUAAUUUGUGAAUUAUUCUGAACAGAGUGCACAUAAAACACUUGCAUGAAAUUUAAAAAAUCUGUUCUUCUAUUUUGCAAAAUUUCUCUUUAGUCAUGAUUGAUGGAAGUUGGUACUAGCUUGCUAUUGGCUGUGAUGCUAAUUUUACUAGUCAUGAUAUAUGUAGAUGUAAAUAUUAUUUGCAGUAUGUGCACUAUUCGAGUCAUUUAUUUUGCAUUUCAAAUUAUGUAAUUUUGUUGAGAAUGGUAUUGAUUUGAUCAACCAAAAAUGCAUUAUAUUUGUUUCAUGCCAAAGCCACCAUACAAUAUUUCUAUUUACUCCUGUAUGGUUAGUAUAUCUAUGGAUUAUUCGGUUAGAUAUUAAGCAGUUUAUAUGCAAAUACUUUUCUAUGAACAUAUGAUAUAUUUGACUUUAGCUGUGGUCAAAACUAGCACGGGCCCACAAACACUGUGUAUUACAUAGCAGGAUUAAUUAAGAAUUCCAGCUUGUGACUCCAAAUGUCUAAUUUUGAUGACUGCUUUAGGCCUUUUCUUUAGUAGGACAAGCCGACCAGAUUUGUUGCUAGUUUUGGAAGAAAGAAGUUUCCAACUUAAAAUAAUCUGUUCAUUUUUAAACAGCUGCAAAGCAGUCUGAUGCAGGCAGUAUUUUUCAUUUUAUUGUCUGCAUUGGCUAUGUGCUAUCAGGCCUUUUUUCAAUAAGCUUAAAUAUAUAUAAAAAAAUGACUUGAUCAAAUCAAAAGUGUGCUGGUACAAAUUUUAAGGUUUUGAUCCCCUUUGUAGAAAAAAACAACAAAAACACAGAUUAAUUGGUGCAGAUACCGGUGAAGUCAAAUCCUUGUAUUUUAUUCGAAUACACAAGUGCCAUAUUACAUGCAUUGGAAUAUUUUUCUUGAUGAUCAAGUUUGUAGUGUGCCAAAAACUGCAUGAUGCAGAUCAAAUGAACCGCUACCGUUAUGUACUGAAAUUCAACAAACUGAUUGAAUAAGCAUCGCAUGCUAACUUUGCAAAAACAAAUGUUUUCAUAGAAAUCAAUACUUUACAAGUAAUUUAAGUUGAAAGUAGUGCCUAAACAGCUGUAUAAAUCCCUUUAUUAUCCAAUAUAAGUCUGGAAAUCAAGCUUUGAAGAAAUUUUGUUGAUUUAAAAAAAAAAAUAAGGUUAACUUAAAAGUAUACGUGGAAGAAGUUAAAUACCUAACCCUAUGUUGAUACUGUAGAUAUAAUUUGUAUUGUGUGCAUGCUAAAUACAGAUAGGGCUAAAACAGGUAUUAAUUUGCAAUUUGAUACAUAAUUGUCCUUGUUUUAAAUCAUUGAAAAUGAUUUCCUUUUUGUUAAUUGAAAUUAUUGACGCUUAUGUCUAUAAACCAUAGAAUUCUU
This is a messenger RNA of Mya arenaria, 3422 nucleotides long. RefSeq names its product serine/threonine-protein phosphatase 6 regulatory ankyrin repeat subunit A-like. The transcript is spliced from 3 exons. Gene Ontology annotation, molecular function: protein binding. Bases 205 to 1485 code for a protein of 426 amino acids. The record is from RefSeq and is a predicted model, not a curated record. Gene Ontology annotation, biological process: intracellular signal transduction. Lineage: Eukaryota; Metazoa; Mollusca; Bivalvia; Myida; Myidae.